AUGGACAUCAUUAGCAAAGAUUUGGAAGGGUUGACUGUCCACAUCGACCAACAAGAACGACCUGUCCGUUUCUUCGGGAUGAAGGGCGACCUCAAAUGGCUUGCGAGCACGAGCGACCCGAACGAUGGCAGAACGUUUCUGGCAUACGGGUCCAGCCACUACUUGAAUGAUUUCGCCGACUCUGGCUGGCAUGGUUCGGAGGAGUCGCUGCAGGAGUUCAUGGCAACCAUGCGCAACUUGCAGUUCGCUUCCCCUAUCAUCCAUGCUCCGGGUUUCAGCAAUCGACUUAUAUGGGAUGACUCCUUGCACGUGGCAUACAGAGGGUUUGCCGCUGACUUCUGCGGCAGUGUGGUGGCAGAGAUUUUUGGCAAGCAGGGCAACCAACUCUUGCGAGCUACCGAGAUGCUCCACUGCUGGGCACGAGCUAAAAGCCAUCCACUUUCGAUGGAGGAGUUUAGUUUCAGCGAUGAUUACCCGAGUUUGAAUGCGAAGGGCUGGGAUAUCAAACUCGUGUGUAUGUGGCUUGCGUUGUGGUAG
Molecule: messenger RNA, 537 nt
Organism: Symbiodinium sp. CCMP2456
Lineage: Eukaryota; Dinophyceae; Suessiales; Symbiodiniaceae
Source: the annotation of a GenBank genome assembly